This is a messenger RNA of Anopheles marshallii, 303 nucleotides long. Its product is annotated as NADH dehydrogenase [ubiquinone] 1 alpha subcomplex subunit 7-like. The transcript is spliced from 4 exons. Gene Ontology annotation, cellular component: mitochondrial inner membrane. Lineage: Eukaryota; Metazoa; Arthropoda; Insecta; Diptera; Culicidae. Bases 1 to 303 code for a protein of 100 amino acids. Gene Ontology annotation, biological process: ATP synthesis coupled electron transport; mitochondrial electron transport, NADH to ubiquinone. The record is from RefSeq and is a predicted model, not a curated record.
AUGUCUGGAGUCGUGCGCCGUGAUGUUUCGCCGAUGCUGCAAAAGCUGCGCAACUUCCUGCUCGGUCGACAACACACAAAUGCGCUCCGCUUUGAGGAUGGUAUUGCGGCCAGAACUCAGCCGCCACCGAAUCUACCCGAUGGACCAGCUCACAAGCUGUCUGCAAAUCACUACGUGAUCCGUGAUGCUCGGCGCGAAGUUGUUCCACCGAUUGAUUUGUCCACGCAAAAGCUACUGGCGGAAAAGGGAGCGGCCGCAAGACUACCGACACCCGGCAAAUCGUACGGCUGGGACAAACAUUAA